UCAUUUUGCCCCAUAUUUAAAGAAUUUUAAUAUUCAAUGGCCGCAUCAUAUUAAUAUCAACAGUAAAAUGAGUAAAAAAGAGAAUCAACGUCGUUUAUAUUUAAACAAAUGGUUGUUAUUAGAGAGAGAAAGCCUUUUCUCUGGUCAUUAAAUCAUUGUUCUAUAAUAUAUGACACGAGAUGGAGCAUUCAUAGCAUUUUGUACUCGUUGAAAUCAGCUGACUUUCAAGUAAUCUAAUAGAAAUAGACAAUUGAGUUGAAUCUUAUCUUCAAUCGCCUCUUUAAAUUUUAACUACUAUAAGAAACUAAUAAAUCAUCUCCGAUUGUGACUAUAAACUUCAUUAAUAUUAUUAACUUUAAAAAUAUAAAAAAUUUAAACAUGAGUCUUGAUGAUUUUUAUGCUGUCGCUCUUGACCUUGUCAAGCAAUCCGGUGCGAUUAUUCGAGACAGGAUUAACAGGCCAAAAGAUGUAAUGAUUAAAUCUUGUGACGUUGACCUUGUCACUGAGUCCGAUCAGCAGGUAGAAAAACUUUUUAUGGAUGGAAUCACCGCUAAAUUCCCGGAUCACAGAUUUAUUGGAGAAGAAACUACAAGUUCCGGUGAAAAAGUUCAAUUGACAGAAGCCCCUACAUGGGUAAUAGAUCCGAUUGAUGGUACUAUGAACUUUGUCCAUGGUCUUCCUCAUACGUGCAUAUCAGUCGCCCUGUUAAUAAAUAAAAUCACUGAGAUCGGACUAGUUUAUAAUCCCAUUCUCGAACAGUUUUUCACAGCUCGUAAAGGUCAAGGGGCAUUCAUGAAUGGUAAUCCUAUUAAAGUUUCAGGCGAGAAAGAACUCAAAAAAGCUUUAGUUAUGGUGGAAUUGGGCACAAGCAGAGAUCCAGAAAAAAUGAAGAUAGUUAUGGAAAAUUUAAAAAUAUUAACAUCCAAAGUUCACGGAGUACGAGCAUUAGGAUCAGCAGCAUUGAAUAUGUGCAUGGUAGCUUUAGGUGGAGCGGAUGCUAAUUUUGAAUUCGGGAUUCACAUAUGGGAUUUCGCAGCGGGCGAUCUGAUCGUUCGUGAAGCUGGUGGCUGUUGUAUUGAUCCAUCCGGAGGUGAAUUGGAUCUUUUAUCACGAAGAGUACUGUGUGCAUCAUCGCAAGAAUUAGCCAAUGAGAUUUCAAGCUUAUUAAUUCAAUACUUUCCGGAACGUGAUUAAGAAUUGAAGAAAAAAAAAAUAUGAAAAUCAAAGUAUUUAUUAAUAUUGAAAACGAGUAAAUUACAUGUAAUAAAAUAUUGAAAAUUUUAAUUUAUCUAUACGACCAAAAAACUUUCAUAUGUGUUGUUGUGAUAAUUAAAGCAUUUAUGGGAUUUACAAGAGAAA
Cotesia glomerata is the source of this 1359-nucleotide messenger RNA. Its product is annotated as inositol monophosphatase 1-like. The transcript is spliced from 6 exons. The record is from RefSeq and is a predicted model, not a curated record. Gene Ontology annotation, molecular function: inositol monophosphate 1-phosphatase activity. Lineage: Eukaryota; Metazoa; Arthropoda; Insecta; Hymenoptera; Braconidae. The coding region runs from base 379 to 1194 and encodes 271 amino acids. Gene Ontology annotation, biological process: inositol metabolic process; signal transduction; phosphatidylinositol phosphate biosynthetic process.